CUGAGUCUUUCUGACACCAUCAACUUCGUCAACCAUAUCUUCACACAUAACUCUGUUAAAUAACAAAAAAAAAAUCAGAGAAUGUCACAUAAUUCAAAAAACUAAACAAAGAUUUUAACAUACCAUGAUGUUAAACUACUUCAAUAUUUUGUUAUGUUGUAUGAUUUUCUUUUUCGGCCUGAUUAAUGGCCAAGCAUUUUUCUGCCCAAACACAACUUCUUACAGUCCCAACAGCACUUACAGCUCUAAUCUCAAAGCCCUCUUAUCAUCUUUGUCCUCUAAUUCUUCGAGUCCGAAUGGAUUUUACAACUCCACAGAGGGUCAAGUUGGGUCCGAUAUAACGUAUGGCCUGUUUUUAUGCAGGGGAGACGUUUCCCCUGACGAUUGUCAAAAUUGCGUGUCAACAGUUACUAAAGAAAUAACCUCGGAAAAUUAUUGUUCCAACGGAAAAAUUGCUGUCCUUUGGGUCGACCAAUGCCUAGUACGUUACUCAAAUGAACCUAUCUCUGGGUCGAUUAGUUAUACUUGGUUUAAUACACAGAAUGUUAGUGACCCACAAAGGUUCUUGUCACAUCUUUUCUUGUCACUUCUUGAAAAUGUGUUGAAUGAAUUACCAACUAUGGCUGCAAAUGUAAAUAAUAGUUCGGGGAAAAAAUUUGCUACUAAAGAAGCAAAUUUUUCGUCAUCUGAGAGAGUUUACACAUUUGCACAGUGCGUACCCGAUCUCUCUAUUUCUUCUUGUGAAAAUUGCCUGAGAACUGCUAUCUGGAAUCUGUCGAGUGUUGGUGCGAAAGGCAGUAGAGUUCUGGCUCCGAGUUGUACCCUUAGGUACGAGUUGUACCCUUUUUACAAUGUUACUGCGUUCGCGCCACCACCUGCACCACCAGUUCGUGGUUCUCCUCCACCUUCUUCGCCCGGUUCUACAGGCAGCGAUAGAGGAAAAGGGGGAAUUUCAUCUGGUGUAAUCGCUGCAAUAGUCGUUCCAAUUGCUGUUUCAAUUCUACUCUUCAUAUUUGGUUUCUGUUGGCUAAGACAUAGAGCAUCACGAGAAUUCAAUUUUGUAGAAGAUACGACAGAUGCAGAUGAAAUUUCAACAGCUGAAUCCUUGCAAUAUCAAUUGAACAUUAUUCGAGCUGCCACGACUAACUUCUCAACCGACAACAAAAUUGGUGAAGGCGGAUUUGGUGUUGUCUACAAGGUGAAGGUAAACUUCCUAAUGGACAAGAGAUAGCUGUGAAGAGGCUAUCGAGAAGUUCAGGGCAAGGCAUAGAAGAAUUUAAGAAUGAGAUCGUAUUGAUCGCCAAUCUUCAACACAGAAAUUUAGUGAGACUACUGGGAUAUUGCUUUGAAGGAGAGGAAAAGUUACUUAUCU
This is a messenger RNA of Lycium ferocissimum, 1372 nucleotides long. Its product is annotated as cysteine-rich receptor-like protein kinase 10. The transcript is spliced from 4 exons. The record is from RefSeq and is a predicted model, not a curated record. Bases 125 to 1231 code for a protein of 368 amino acids. NCBI's taxonomy places the organism in Eukaryota, Viridiplantae, Streptophyta, Magnoliopsida, Solanales, Solanaceae.